Molecule: messenger RNA, 1063 nt
Organism: Neodiprion virginianus
Lineage: Eukaryota; Metazoa; Arthropoda; Insecta; Hymenoptera; Diprionidae
Product: elongation of very long chain fatty acids protein-like
Exons: 4
Coding region: 135-977 (280 amino acids)
Biological process (GO): fatty acid elongation, monounsaturated fatty acid; very long-chain fatty acid biosynthetic process; fatty acid elongation, saturated fatty acid
Cellular component (GO): endoplasmic reticulum membrane
Molecular function (GO): fatty acid elongase activity
Source: RefSeq, a predicted model, not a curated record
AUAAGGUUUCUAAUAGGCUUCUUGGCCUAUUCGACUGCUUUCAGCCAAGCCAACAUGUCUCGCGUCUUCGCGACCCAUCGACACCCUUCUUCUACCUGUGGCUCGUAAGCCAACGUUUACCACCACGAGGAAAAAUGCUUUCUGAACAAUUGGAGUGGCUGUACGCUAAAUACAAUGACACGGAUCCCAGAACUAGCAGGUUGUUUUUAAUGUCCGAAUCAUGGCCCGUGAUUACAAUAGUUGCGACGUACGUUUACUUCUGCGGUUCAGCAGGCCAAGAAUAUAUGAAAAAUAAGCAGCCCUACACCUUGCGCAAGACUCUGAUAGUAUACAACUGUAUUCAAGUUCUACUCAGCAUUUACGUAUUCAAAGAGGCUUUGAUGAUGGGCUGGUGGUACGAUUUUAGCUACUCGUGUCAACCGGUGGAUUAUUCAGAGAGACCUUCAGCAAUGCUAGUAGCCAGAGUUUCCCAUUUUUACUUCCUGUGCAAGCUUACCGAGCUCCUGGACACGGUGUUUUUUGUACUACGGAAAAAGGAGCGUCAAAUCACGUUUCUUCACCUUUAUCAUCAUGCGUCAAUGCCAUUAUACAUUUGGAUCGGAGUUCGCUAUUACGCCGGUGUAGGUCAUCUGACGUUUAUGGGGCUGUUGAACAGCUUUGUUCACAUAUUUAUGUACAGCUAUUACAUGCUAGCGGCAUUUGGGCCGGAAAUGCAAAAAUCCCUAAUGGCCUGGAAAAAGUAUAUAACAAUAAUGCAAAUAGUACAAUUUCUCGUUGUCGGUUUACACACUGUGCAAGUGUUUGUCAUUGAUUGCGAUGUGCCAAAAUUUCCCGCUGCUUUGAUGGUGUUGAAUAGUAUUUUAUUCUGCUACCUAUUCACAUCGUUUUACAUUGCAAACUAUGUUAAAAGUAGUACCAAUGAAGUCGAGAGCAGAAGUCUAUCGAGACAUACCCUCACUAGUCGAAAAUCCGACUAAAAAUUGCACUUUAAAGUCCAUUUUUCACAAUGCAAGCUAUAAAUAUGACAGUUCCGUUUCUGUAGUCAAGGCGCGAAAUUCAUGAU